This is a messenger RNA of Acipenser ruthenus (sterlet), 3294 nucleotides long. RefSeq names its product spermatogenesis-associated protein 7-like. Gene Ontology annotation, cellular component: axoneme; rod photoreceptor outer segment; photoreceptor distal connecting cilium. Gene Ontology annotation, biological process: microtubule cytoskeleton organization; photoreceptor cell maintenance; protein localization to photoreceptor connecting cilium. The coding region runs from base 304 to 1956 and encodes 550 amino acids. The transcript has 11 exons. Lineage: Eukaryota; Metazoa; Chordata; Actinopteri; Acipenseriformes; Acipenseridae. The record is from RefSeq and is a predicted model, not a curated record.
UCCCCGCACUACACACUAAUGACGUACAUACGUACGUUUUCGUUAUGAGGACUGACGGUAUGGCGUCUGCGUAGCAACCUCCAUGGCGACGAGGAAGAUGUGGGUUGUUUUGUGUUUUGGUUAUGGGUCACAGUGUCAGGACAAAAAAAUAACAGUAGGUACAGUUGUUGAAUAGAGGCUAUGCAUACAAACAGAUAUCUCGCUGAAACAAGAGACGGAGCAUGGGAUACAAAAACCACGUAACUAUUACGUUAACUUAAUUUAUUGCUGUCUUACUGUAUUGGAUCGCCCAGCAGCUCAACCAUGCAGUACUUAGUCCAAGACCAUAUGUCUGCCCAUUAUAAGAAAGUCAUCUCUGCCAAAGCUUUGGUGGACAAUUCAGUGCCCAAAAGUUUGCUAGCCAGCAUUAAAUACAGUGACCAACAGCGAAGGGAAAAGGUGAAAAAGAAGGUAGACCGGUAUAAGAGGGGAGUUCUAGCUGCCAGGUCAUUAGCAGGAGAGAGCUACAGAAGUAAUGGCAGACAUUCUUCCACUGAAACUAUUAAGAAUAGCGUGCCAGUGCAAGAUAAUGGUGUUGAGGAGUUUUAUCCAUAUUCUGAAAGCAGACCUGCUUCAUCACCGAGAUUUGUAAUCUUUCCCCAUUCAAAGGCACAUCCGUCUGUGAAUGACAGCACCAGAGAAAAUGCUCAGAAGAUCUACUACCGCUCUUGUUCAGAUUUAACUUAUAGAAGCUCCACUUCUAAAAGGCAGUGUUCUGUGUACAGUCCGUCUGGCAGCGUUUUAAAAAAUCAAAAUACUGGCAAGUCAUUUCAGGAUCCAAAGCAGAAAACUUACAGUGGAGAUCUUUUAGAAAAGCAUUCUCAUAAUUUCAAAGAAGAACAGCUCUUCAUCCCAAGAACUUUGAAAAAGGACAACAAAUCAUUUUUGUCACAGUACAGGUACUGUACCCCUCCCAAAAGGAAACCAGAAAAAGAUAAAACAAGACUAAACCAGGAGGCCAAGAUAAUGACAAACCAGGAUACACAAACUGAGGAAAGCUGUGAAGCAGGCACUGCCUCACAAGAUAAAAAGUGUUUAACUGAAGCAGAGUGGGUUGUGCAACAGGCUGAUUAUACUGAACAUAUGUGGUCCGAUGAAGAAGCAGAUGCUGGAGAAAAUUCAGGAUAUGGUUUUCAUAUAAAAGAACCAAAGAGCAGCUUGGAAAAUACUGACCACAUGUACACUUUCUCAAGGUUGACACCGGAUAGAAUGAAGUCUCCAACUAUGAGGAAAGUCCAAGCUGAAGAAGAAGAGUUGAGGUACCUUAAAUUUGUUGCAGACGUAACAAACGAGAUCUUGACAAUGGGAUUGUAUUCUAACAGGGUUUUAGAACGUGUAUUUCAGCGGCAUGUAGAACAGAAUAAACAUCGACUAGACAAGGAUAAAAUGUGCCACCUGCUGGAUGUGCUUAGAGAUGAUCUUGGAUGCAGUUCUGAUGAUAAAUAUUCAAGGCUGACUGAAAGCAAUACAUUAUUUGGACACAGGGAGGCAACCCAUUUGCACUCUGAAAAUCUGAAGUUGAAUGGAGUUGACACAAGGAAUAACACAGAAAGUGCUUAUGUGCUAGGUGAAGAUUUGUGGAAUGGUGUAAUAUCUAAUUAUUCAUCUACUUCACUAUGUACAGAACAUAGCUAUCCUACUGCCUUACCAGAAUACCAGCAACAACAAGUUGAGGGUUUGGAAGAAAAGCCACAGGUUGAGACUCACAAAGGGAAAAGUAGCGACUUCACUAUUGUGGAGCUUGCUCCCGACAGUGAAAAUGAAGUAGAUGGAGGGUCAAAGGAUGUGGAGGAUCUUGGAAAGAAUUUAGCAGAAUCCUUGCUUGUUUCUGAUCAAAAUGAGCCUUGUGAGAUUCUAGAGGAGUCCUGUAAAAGAGAUUCAAAAUCAGAUUGUGACAUUAGUGAUGAAGAUUUUUGAUGCUGUCAAACUUUCUGUCACUGAAUUACUUUUGAAAGCCAGUGAUACAUAAAAUUGAUUUUAAUGUCUGACGAUUUACUGUUCAGGUUUUUUAAAUGCUCUGACAGUUUAAUGCCAAUGAAAGAGAUUCAGUCACAUAAAGGCUAGUAUUAUUAUCCAGUCUGAAUUGUUUACAUACUGCUUUAAACUGUUAUAUGUUUUAUUGUAAAUUACAUUUUGUUUUAUCAUGACAAAGCUUGAAACUAGUGUUUACAACUUUUAAAUAAAUAUUUUCUUGGAAUUAAUAAAGAUAAAUACAACUGUUAUAAUUUAGUAUGGGAGAAUCUAUUGAAGUAUAAAUGGAAGUACAAAGUUCAUAUAUGUGAAUGUAGUUUAUGUAUGUUUAUUGAUCUUCGUUCAUUAGAAAAAUGUUUACUGUUUCCAAAUAUUAGUAUGCUUCAGCAGCAUGGCACUAAAAAUAUUUAUAUGCAGUUGAUUUGAAGAAUUGAAUAAUCUAUCACGCUUUUUAAGGCAUGUUGCAGAGGUGUAGUAGUAAAGGCAAAUAUAAAUAUAGUAUACAACAGUAAGAAUUCAAGAGAUAGCAACACUUAACGGGGAGGAUACUUUGAAAGAGGAAUUUAUUUUUAUUUUAUUUUUUUCUUUUACAUGGCAGCACUGUAAAUAUGCUGGCCAGAACUUAGGGUAACUGUUUGAUUCACUUUUGGUGCCACUAUAUGUCAUGUACUAUUUUAAUCUUUUAAGUAUGUAAUCCUAUUGGAGGAAUAGACACUGCAAAACCAAGAAAGGCUGAAUUCGGACUGAAUCAAGACUUUUUAAACUUUGAAAAUCAUAUUUUUAGAAAGGCUAUCCAUUUAAAAUUAUAUUGUAUUUCAGUUAGAUUCAGUUUUAUAUUUGACUCCAACCUGUCUUUAUGCAUCUUUUAUUGUUUUCGAGUAGUGGUUAGCUGAAUGGUGUUUUUUUUUUGUUUUUUUUCCCCCCCAAAACAGCAUCAAUUCUAAUGUUUCUGAGGCUGAACUGUAUGUUGGCAACAGUAUUCCAAGUUAUACAAAGUAAUUUACAAAAUAUAUGCUAAGAGUUCAUACCAUUUUUUAAUACAAUGUUGUAUCUCAUGUUUGAUCUAUGCAAGAGUAAUAUGUGGUCAUUGUGAAAAGAAAAACUGUCCAAAAGAAUGACAUUUAUCGACCCGACCAUUUAAAUCAUUGCUUUUGUCAUGUCAUCCUUUUGGACAGUUUUUCUUUUCAUUCUGUGAAACCUAACAGCACAGGUACUUUAUUUUUUUUAAAGAAAACUGUGAUUUUAUUUAGAGUAAAUUUAAGUAAAAUACCUUGUUUAACUUUG